Molecule: messenger RNA, 993 nt
Organism: Spirometra erinaceieuropaei
Lineage: Eukaryota; Metazoa; Platyhelminthes; Cestoda; Diphyllobothriidea; Diphyllobothriidae
Source: the annotation of a GenBank genome assembly
AUGUCGUCGUCGGACACAUCAUCAGUAAGGUUCACAAAGCCAAGCGACACAGUUACCUUUUAGGGAUCGUCCUCGGACGCAAACACCAGCGCCAUACUACUCGAGGGAUUAUCUCCCCGUCAUACCAGUAAGCUUUUCUUUUGCUUAUACAUCUAUACAUUUUAGAUGUGGCACCCAUAACUAGCACAGCGAAUCGAAAGCGACAUCGACGUGAGAUUUCACAGUCCGAUCGUAGACACAGAAAACGAAGAUAAAGGUCAAACUGGAUGAUGUCAGCCAUCAAACAGAUCCUUCUGGAUCUUAAUGAGAUUAAAGCUGAGCUGGUUGCUCUUCGUGAGGAGAUUCGUCGCCUGACGGCAUCUACAUCGCAGCCCUCAGCUGUUGAAGGGCCAAUUGUGCAAAGAGUUAGCACAAUGAGCGGCUAUGACGAGCUGACGACAGCAGUGUCGGACGCCACGUACAGGCUGCAAUUGGUAAACACUGUCUGUUUAUAUAAAUACCGGAUUCAGGUUUCCUACUUGUCCUCCAUAGGAGGCGAAACAAUAUCAGCUUUUGCUGAAAGGCUUUUCUUUACCCUCUUCACGGAAGACGUGGCCGCUUUUCUGACGUUCUACGGCAGAAAACCAGGUAGUAGGGGGUUGUUUGAAACUCCUGUCUAUUCAGUCAUCCUGGGUAGGACUUCCGACUUGUCCAACCGAACAAUUGCAUUUUAGAGGUGUUCAACAGAUGGAGUAAGGAGCACAAAUCGGACCGGCAAAAACUAGAAAGUGCAUUGAAAAAUGCUUUCAAAAUAGCACAUGGCAGACACCAAAGGAAGCGGCAUAGGGCCUCCACUAGCCAACAAACACAAGGUAAUUAAUUAUAUAUUCAUGUUAGUAGUAAAUUUCGACGUCCAGAUUGUGUUCACUUGUUCCUUGUGGAAUAAUUUCCCUUGUAGACCUCCAUUCAACAACCGACGAUUCAACGCCUCAAAAUGGAGACCAACAGCCUUAA